AUUCGGAAUCAUUGGCAAGAUAACAAAACAAAUAACAAUUUUAGCAAACAAAGACUACAGCGAUUUGAUUUUUUGUUCCUGACAUGCUUUAUGCUUUACAAAGAUGUGAGUAAGAUAAGGGAAGAUAAUUUAAUACACCUGGUGUAGGAACAACGUUGAGAUUUGAACUUUAACGAACUUACAUAAGGAUUGACAUCGCAGAUCCAGAUGGAUACAGGCGACUGACCAAAUCCACACUGUACUACAAUUCACACAAGUGCCUUCAUUUGCUGAUCCAAGUGCCUUGGAUUUCAGAUGCUUCAUGCAGAUUUGGUUUUCUUCUUGACAUGAGUGCCUUUAAAGAUUUGAAUGUUGACUGUGCCUUUCAUGUUGGUUUAUAGACUGCAUAGAUGUGAGAUUUGAAUUAAGUAUAACAAGCCAAAGUGAACCAUUAUGGGAGCAGGUGUUAGUGUCUGUACAGAAGUUGGCACACCUCGGCACAUCAGCAUAAAGCCCACCCCUAAAAAAUCACGAUCCGCUCAUCCACCAGCCAGAAAGAAGAUCUCAAAGAAAUGUCACAUUGACUCGGAUCAGGAGGAUUUCAUUGAACAUAACCUUGAGGAUCACAAAGAUUCCAAAUCAACAUUACCAAAUGGAACAAACGGACACACAGACCUUCUGAAUCAAGAUAAGGACAAGGAGAAUUUAAGUGUAUCCUCCAAAUCUUUGGAAAGAGUCAGUGUUCAAACGAAACCCAAGCAUCCCUUAUUACGGAAAAGUUCCAACGUAACAAAUGAUUCCGGACAUAGUUCAGUGAGUGACAACGAAGACAAUGUGUUCAGGGACCAGGAAGAGGAUAGCAGAAGACACAGCCUAACAGUGGUAGAUGCCACUGGCCACCUCAAUGUGCCUACUAACUUGGACUGUCUCACUAAAAACACAUCGCAGUCUGCGAGUAGCUCUGCCCUACAUUCCAUUCACCUUCCUCACCCAAGAAAUGCACCCAGGAUCGCCUACAGCUUGUCCGAGGAAGCUCUAGGCGUAAACAGACUACGUGGUAGACGAUCGCCACAAGGGUCGCCAAGGUUACGGAGGCAACCCACGAUGGAGACCAACAGCUUUUCUGUGGUGGAUGGUGCUGAUGGCUAUGUGCAGUUGAAUCAAUACAAACUGAAAAAUGAAAUUGGCAAGGGUUCAUAUGGUAUUGUGAAACUGGCAUACAACGAGCAAGAUGAUGUUCAUUAUGCAAUGAAAAUACUUUCUAAAACCCGGUUAAAGAAAAAGGCAGGGUUUUUUAGACGGCCACCCCCAUCUCGGGAUGGGAAGGCAGUUGCUCGCCCCCUGGCUCCAAUGGACCGGGUAUACAGAGAAAUCGCCAUUCUGAAGAAGCUCGACCACCCAAAUGUCGUACGACUGGUUGAAGUCUUAGACGAUCCAAAUGAAGACAACUUGUACAUGGCUUUUGAACUUGUGGAGAAGGGUGAGGUUCUGGAAGUUCCUACAGACAAACCCUUAUCUGAACAACAAGCCUGGUCCUACCUUAGAGACAUCAUUCUGGGAUCUGAAUAUUUGCACUAUCAGAAAAUCAUUCAUCGAGACAUCAAACCAUCUAACCUACUUUUAGGGGAUGACGGUCAUUUAAAGAUUGCCGAUUUUGGGGUCAGCAAUGAAUUCACAGGAACUGACAUAACUUUAACAAACACGGCAGGAACUCCAGCUUUCAUGGCACCAGAAACGCUCAAAGAAGAAAAAGAAAACUUUAGUGGAAAGGCGACAGACAUAUGGGCUAUCGGUGUUACGCUUUAUUGUUUUGUGAUAGGAAGGUGUCCAUUUGAGGAUGACUUUCCAUUAAGUUUACACAAGAAAAUUAUGAAUGACCCAGUGAAGUUCCCUGAAAAGCCUGUGGUUUCAGAGAAACUCAAAGAUCUUAUUCUGAAGAUGCUCGAUAAAAAUCCAGAAACACGAAUAACCCUACCCGAGGUCAAGGAGCAUCCCUGGGUGACAAGGGAUGGAAAAGAUCCCCUCCCCACAGAGGAGGAGAACUGUGUCCUGGUGACCUUGACUGAUGAGGACCUUGACAAUGUGGUCAAACAUGUGCCAAAGCUGGACACUCUGAUUUUGGUGAAGAGCAUCUUAAAACACAGAUCUUUCAAAAAUCCAUUCAGGGACAACGCUUAUAUCAAAGAAGAAUUUCAAAAGAGUGGUCGUUCUAACUCGGCACCAGAUGCAUUCCAAAGGGUGGUGAAAAGGAAAAUAUCUGCGGAAGCCAACAUCGACAAGCCGUUGGCAGAGCAAUCAUAAUUUCCCUGGCGACCACCUUAAACUACAUAUAUGCAAACUACAACAAGAGUACGCUAGCUUAUGCAUUCAUUUUUCCAUCCUCACUUUCCCGUUAUGAGUGUGUAACGUUCUGAAUCCUAGCUUGCUCCUCUGGGCAUUUGUUGGACAUUCUUGGAAUUUUUUUCUAUGUACGUUUGUUUUCUUUAUCUGCACUUUCGAUUUUUAUUUUAGAUGAUUAUCAGCUUGUAUUCAUUCUUGUUUCUGUAAAAUAGAUUUUUCUAUAAAAAGUAUGAAAUUGUGAUGAAAGAGACUUUUUUUCAUUAAAUUUAUUAAAAAAAUUUCUUCUUUGCACCUGAAGAGGAAAAAAGAACAAAUUUUCAAUAUAUGACACACUUUUUGCUGAAAAUUCUCUGGAUUUUACUUUUUAAAUGAAUUCUGUGUAUCACGUGUAUUGGUAUAUUUAUAUGUUAAUCAUUUAAAUUAUGCGAGAUUUAUGAACAAUUUAUUUAUUAGAAAGAAUUUAUUUGUGGUAAGGAAAGGAGGAAGAAAAGUUUGUUUUUACAUUCUUAGAAUGUAUUAGUUAAUAUGAAUGAUAUAUGGAUGUAUUUAAUGAUAUGUAAAUACAAUGUAUUUGAAGAACAAGUGCAUGUAAAAAAGUGAACUUAUACAUGAGAGAAAUCAAAAUGUUUCUUUAUAUACUGCUUUUGUACUUUUUCCAUAGUGUAAAUUUUUGUGUACCCCAGGUAUAUUUACUGUUUUCUUUAAAGUGUUUUUUUUGUAAAAAAAAAAAUUUUAAGAAAAUUAUAUUGUUUUUGUGUGUAAUUAUUUAUAGUAUAGGAUAAUUAUUGAUAUAUAUCUUCCUACAUGCAUUGAUAUACAGAUAAAAAAAAAACAUUAUAUUUGAAAACUUCUUGAUGUAAAACAGAAAAUUUCUAAUUGCAAAAAGAGGGUAUUUUCUUUAAUAAUGAUAGGAACAUUUGCACUAUAUCCAUGACUGCAUGUAUAUAUCAGUUUUAUCUAGAAAAAUAUGCAUAUUAUAUAACAAUCUAUUGUAUGGCUAGGUCACAUUAAUUUUCUAGUUGGAAUUGAUGUUUAAUUGUAGUUUUAAAAGGUUUAUUUUUUUAUUUUAUUUUUUUGUAUUGUACUUGCUGUAACAUUUAUGGGUGUGUGCAUGACAGUAUGAAACUUGAACUGUUUAAUGAUCGAAACACACCUUUUAUCAAGCAUGCUAACGGUGAGUCUAUUCGAUACGGCAGCUGCCUUUACAUUUUUUUUUAACCCCCUGGUGGAAUCAUCAUAAGGCUGUUUCCUAUAUUUGAAUUCAAUUAACAUUUAAGUAUGUUAAAAUUGAUUAAAAAUUAAUUAUUAAAGGUGUAAUGUUGGCAGAAUCAUCUAGCUGGUUUUAAAGGUCUCUAUAUAAUGUUUCUAUAUUUUAUGAAGCGGUAGAAUAUACAUCCGAGUGUUGUCCAAUUUGUUAUCAGUAUUCAUACAUUUGAAUAUUAAUUAUUUUAAAAUUAAGUUAACGAUCCUACAGUCUUUAACAGACGUUACAAAAGUAGACUAUGUUUAUAUAAAGAUGAUAAACUGUGAACAUUUUAUAUAUUAACUUGAAUUUGAAAAGAUCAUUUAAAAACACAAUGCAGAUAAUACUUACGUAUUCACAGUGUUUGUUUUGCACUGGGUAUUUGAUUAAAGUUAAAGGUAGAUGCUAAUCAAUAGGGGCUGUUGUGAUAUUAAAUUUGUGUAUGAUGUAGAAAAUGUAGUUCGUUUUUCGUGAUAAAAUUUAGCUGUUUUAUAGUUGGACAACAACAGAUUGGAGAUAAAUUUCACCCUUUGGGGCUUUCAGUGAUAUAUCACCUGUGAAUCUAACUGCUCAAUGAUUGCCCACCAAUUCCAUUUUGCCAGUUCCAUGCAUUAGAAGUGCAUUAAUUGUCCCAUAAUAUAAUGGCUUUUAUUCAUCAUAUGCAAAUUUCUCUGUUGAUAAAUUAGAAUUUUUGACAAAAGCCAUAUGUCUGAAUAACUAGUAUAGUAGCUGAGAAAUAAGCCAAUCCUGUAGAAUGUCUGCUUAUACAGAUAAGGUUUCCUUCUCAGCUCGAUGUACUUUCCCAACAACAUGGACUAGCUGUCAAUUAACAUUUUAUUUUUACAUCUAUUUUUAUUGAUCUUUUAAAAGAACAUUAUCUUGAUGGACCUAAUGAUAUUUUAAACCUUAAAAUUAUAGCAAUUUAUGAAAAAACUCGAACACAACUAAAGGGAACAUAUGUUUUAUGUCACAGGAAAUGAUGGUUACAUUAUAUAUAUUUUUUAUUAUUUAAUUUUUUGAUUCACUGAUGGGUUUUUUAAAAAUCUUAAUCAUGUCAUUUUGCAUGAAAUUUAUGAUUAUAUUUUCAAUUUUUAAGCUAUUCCUGAAUUGAAUGCACCCAAGGAUAACAUCCAUAUUUAUGAAGUAGUGUACUUAAAAUUUAUAAUUUAUAACAGUUGAUCUUAAUUGCACCGGAUGAUGUCAUCAUAUUCCUGAAGAUUUUUUUUUUUAAGUGCAUGCAAAAAGAAUAGAGAAAAAACAAAACGUGUCUGCAAUUGUACUUCUAGCUGAUACAAUUAACACAUUGCAUAUAUUUGCAUUGUAUUGGAUAAUUUUUGCCAGUAGUUUUGGGGGGAAAAGAAGUUCACACAAAUAAAAAUUUAUGUUAUAUAUGAUCAUGACCAAUCCCUAUCAUAAUUGCAUUUGUACAAUGCAGUCCCCGAUUUAAGUUUUGACGUAUAUGUGGGCUGUAUGUAACUUUUUUGACAUUGCCUGCAUGUAUAAUUAAACUUUUUACAUUGCCUGUAAAUACCUUUUAAUCAAUCUCUUGUCAGAGCAGGUCUCUGUUAAGACUGCGACAUAAAAAAGGAUGAUUUCUUAUUUUUGUAAUUUGUGAUUUUAUUACUAAGCACUGAUGGUAUUAAAAUUUGUACCUUAUUGUUAUCAUUAUUUUCUGUGAGAGAUUUUCUUAAAGUUUUAUUACCUUUUUAAUGCAUUGUCAAGUUUUAUUGAUCAUUAAAUUAUAAAAGAACAUUG
Molecule: messenger RNA, 5317 nt
Organism: Magallana angulata
Lineage: Eukaryota; Metazoa; Mollusca; Bivalvia; Ostreida; Ostreidae
Product: calcium/calmodulin-dependent protein kinase kinase 1-like
Exons: 19
Coding region: 433-2280 (615 amino acids)
Biological process (GO): protein phosphorylation; activation of protein kinase activity; CAMKK-AMPK signaling cascade
Molecular function (GO): protein kinase activity; ATP binding
Source: RefSeq, a predicted model, not a curated record